Meriones unguiculatus (Mongolian gerbil) is the source of this 2432-nucleotide messenger RNA. RefSeq names its product small ArfGAP 1 (gene Smap1). The record is from RefSeq and is a predicted model, not a curated record. Gene Ontology annotation, biological process: regulation of clathrin-dependent endocytosis. Gene Ontology annotation, molecular function: GTPase activator activity; metal ion binding. NCBI's taxonomy places the organism in Eukaryota, Metazoa, Chordata, Mammalia, Rodentia, Muridae. The coding region runs from base 220 to 1623 and encodes 467 amino acids. The transcript is spliced from 11 exons.
GGAGGCGGGACACGUCGGCGCUGCCUCGGCCGCCGCCGCCCCUCCUCGGGUUCCAGCCGCCGCCGCCGCCGCCGCCGCCGCCGCCGCCGCCGCCGCCGCCGCGCCGCCGCUUCCUGGGCCGAGUCCGCCCGCGGCCCCCGCGGCGCCAGGUCGUCCUCGCCCGGCCGGCUCCGCCAGCGCCGUCCGCCCCGCGUCCCGGCCCGCCGCCCCGCCGCCGACAUGGCGACGCGCUCGUGUCGGGAGAAGGCUCAGAAGCUGAACGAGCAGCACCAGCUCAUCCUGUCCAAACUGCUGAGGGAGGAGGACAACAAGUACUGCGCCGACUGCGAGGCCAAAGGUCCCCGAUGGGCUUCCUGGAAUAUUGGUGUGUUUAUUUGCAUCAGAUGUGCUGGAAUUCAUAGAAAUCUUGGGGUUCAUAUAUCCAGGGUCAAGUCAGUCAACCUAGACCAAUGGACACCAGAACAGAUACAGUGCAUGCAAGAUAUGGGAAAUACUAAAGCAAGACUACUUUAUGAAGCCAAUCUUCCAGAAAACUUUCGAAGGCCACAGACAGAUCAAGCAGUAGAAUUUUUCAUCAGAGAUAAAUAUGAAAAGAAGAAAUACUAUGAUAAAAAUGCUAUAGCUAUUACAAACAUUUCCUCUUCUGAUGCCCCUCUUCAGCCUUUGGUAUCCUCUCCUUCUCUGCAAGCUGCUGUUGAUAAAAACAAAGUAGAGAAAGAAAAGGAAAAAAAAAAGGAAGAGAAAAAGAGAGAAAAGGAGCCAGAAAAGCCUGCCAAACCACUAACCACUGAAAAGCUACAGAAGAAAGAAGAUCAACAACUUGAGCCUAAGAAAAGCACCAGCCCGAAAAAUACUGCAGAGCCCACUGUUGAUCUUCUAGGACUUGAUGGCCCUGGUGAGGCGCCAGUGACCAAUGGGAACACAACUGCAGUGCCACCCCUGAAUGAUGAUCUGGACAUUUUUGGACCAAUGAUUUCUAACCCGUUACCUGCAGCUGUCAUGCCCUCAGCUCAGGGGACAGCCUCUGUACCAGCAGCUGCUACCAUGUCUACCGUAACAUCCGGGGAUCUGGAUCUGUUUACUGAGCAAACUACAAAGUCAGAAGAAGUAGCAAAGAAACAACUCUCCAAAGACUCCAUCUUAUCUCUGUAUGGUACAGGAGCACAGCAAAGCACUGCUGGUGUGUUUAUGGGACCGACAAAUAUACCAUUUACCUCACAAGCAGCGACUGCAUUUCAAGGUUUUCCAUCCAUGGGUGUACCGGUGCCUGCGGCUCCUGGCCUUAUGGGAAAUAUGAUGGGACAGAAUACGAGCAUGAUGGUGGGCAUGCCCAUGCCCAACGGGUUUAUGGGAAACACACAGACUGGAGUGAUGCCACUUCCUCAGAAUGUUGUUGGCCCUCAGGGAGGAAUGGUGGGACAAAUGGGUGCACCACAGAGUAAGUUCGGCCUGCCACAACCUCAGCAGCCUCAGUGGAACCUCUCACAGAUGAAUCAGCAAAUGGGUGGCAUGAGCCUCAGUGGUACAAACCCUGCCGCAGGUUUUGGCCAGCCCCCCAGCACAACAGCAGGGUGGUCUGGAAGCUCCUCGGGGCAGACUCUGAGCACACAACUGUGGAAGUGAGAAGCUGCAACAGUUCAUCCAGAACCGACACCCGACAUUCCUCGAUACAAAGGCAUCUAGUUCCCAUUUAUUCCUGUACAUACAUAUUUUUUUUCUUUUCCCCCAUUUGUUCACAUUAAGAAUUACCUGAUUGACCGUGUUGGUCUGUGCUGAUUAAAUUUGAUGUGAAAGCAGGCUGAGAAACCAUCUUCUGUGGAGGGCAGCUUUGCUCUUAUUUCCCAUAAUGUCAUAAGCCACAUUGAGAGGCUGCUCAGUUAACUUGCAUAAUCGGUUUUAUUCUCAAAAUUAUAGCUCUAAUGUUUGCAUAUAAGGGAAGUAGUUAUCAUGUUAGUAAUACCUCUAACAGUAUAAACCCGACCCCCAAAUUAGCCAGUAAUCCUGUAGGAAGGUACUGUAUGAUCAAAUGUUUAAUCAUAUAAAUAGAAUGUAAAUGUAUCACUGAGCACUGUUUUCUAGUGUAUCAAAUUCUUUUAUUCAUCACUCACUUCACUGUGCUGUUGUUACGAUGUGCUUAACAGGGACUGUGGUUAGUGAAAGGAAGAUAAACCUGGAUGUUACUGUAAACAAUUUAAUGAAUGUUUCAAGAAUUCAAAUUUUUGCUGCCUCUUAUAAUUUGGACCUCUUCUCAUAUACAUAGUGCUAAUAUGAAGACCUUUUUCUGCACUAUAUGCACACAGGGUAACUAAAACAAAGCCACUUUUAAUCCUUGAAGGUAUAUCCAGGUUUAUGACAGUAAUUGUGUUUACAUUUUAUGGUGCCUAGUAUUGACAAAAUGUUAUUUCCCUAUAUUAAACAGAUGAAUCCACACA